Molecule: messenger RNA, 944 nt
Organism: Thlaspi arvense
Lineage: Eukaryota; Viridiplantae; Streptophyta; Magnoliopsida; Brassicales; Brassicaceae
Source: the annotation of a GenBank genome assembly
GAGAAAUUUAAUUGCAAGUCACAAUUUCUCCCGGCGACCAUCGCUUUCAUCUCCUCUCGUUAUCGGAGGGAAUGUCCGUUUCCCGUAUGAUGAUAACGUUAAUCUCGACUUCCCUUUCCCACAAAUCCCAGUCUUCGGCUAUCUGCUUCUCUUCCAACUCGAUCUCCCUUCUCUUUAAAUCCCGACUUUUGAGCGAUCUCGGCUUCACGCUGAACAGGCUUGCGAUGGUUUACACUCGGGAGUUACACACAGAGGCAACUAAAUCGCUAUCCUCGUCGGCUUCGGGUGAGAUUAACGAUUUACCUGGUCCUAUGUUUUCCGGCAAAGCGACAACGAUCCUACGGCGGAUGCUGGCGGAUAGGAGAAACUGGCAGGUGGAGCAUCAGGGAAAGAAAGUGAAGCUGGACAAGACAUUAAAGGGCCUGUGUGUUACAGGGAGGUUGAGAGAAGCUGUUGGUCUACUAUGGCGUAGCGGGUUACAAGUCGAGCCUGGUACUUACGCUAUGCUGCUGCAGGAAUGCAAACAGAGGAAGGAGUAUACGAGAGGGAAACGGGUACAUGCUCAAAUGGUUGUUGUAGGGUUUGCUCCUAAUGAGUAUUUGAAAGUGAAGCUCUUGAUACUCUACGCCUUAUCAGGUGAUCUUCAAACAUCUUGGAUCCUCUUUCGUAGUUUGCAAUCGAGGGAUUUGAUCCCGUGGAACGCAAUGAUAUCAGGGUAUGUGCAAAAGGGUCUUGAGCAAGAAGGGCUUUACAUGUAUUACGAUAUGAGACACCACAGGGUAGCUCCGGAUCAGUACACGUUUGCUUCAGUGUUUAGAGCUUUCUCUCUCAUAUUUGAAUCAUGUGAUGGUGGAGAAGCUCCGGAAAAUCUGUCGUGGUUCAGAAGCCAGUUUUUGUUUGGAUGGCUAACAAAACUAGAAUUGGUUUGGGAGCAUCAACUUUAG